Dicentrarchus labrax (European seabass) is the source of this 2308-nucleotide messenger RNA. RefSeq names its product FYN-binding protein 1-like. Gene Ontology annotation, biological process: integrin-mediated signaling pathway; T cell receptor signaling pathway; protein localization to plasma membrane. The record is from RefSeq and is a predicted model, not a curated record. Bases 152 to 1819 code for a protein of 555 amino acids. Lineage: Eukaryota; Metazoa; Chordata; Actinopteri; Moronidae. Gene Ontology annotation, cellular component: plasma membrane. The transcript has 16 exons.
UCAGAGUCCAAUACUUCCUUUAUAGGUGGAGCAUUGCUUUUUUUUUUUGGUAUCACAACUGUAUAACGCAGCCUCUGGCCACACACGCUCACUUACACAGCACUUACAUACCAGAAUCAAAGAUCAGGAAUAGUCAUACACUUGGGGACUAAUGGCUCAGUUCAGCACAAGAUGCAGCUCUUUGCCAGAUGCUUCCUAUAAAUUAGCAGUCCGACAAAAGCUGUGCGCUGUAUCCUCUGUUCAACAAAGAAUAGCUGCCUUUGAGGAGCAACUAUCAGGUUCUGCCAACACAACCACUCAGCCUGUCUUUGACAAAAGAUCCGAUGCUACUCUCCCAGCCUCCCAAUAUGCAAAGCCACCGUCAUCAUUCAAAACUACUAAAACACAGACACACAGGGACUUCUCUGGAUCCUCUGUGCAUUCUCAAUCCAAAAACGUAACGAUGAAAUCUACAGUGAAAACCAAUAGUAGUGUCUACAGCAACACCAGCGUCUCUCUUACUUCAACCAAGUCAGUAUGGACAAACAAUAGAAGACUGGAGUCUACAACCAUUAUGAAAUCAAAAACCCAGGAAUCCAAUGUGUCCUCUUUAUCCAGAGUGCACCAGCACUCCAAACUGUCUCUGUCACAGCAAAGCAAUGUUACCAAAGAGCAAAGUUUCACUGAUGGUGAAUAUGGUGUGGAAAGCAUCACAGGCACUAAGUCCCCCAGACUUCCAGAUAGGCCGAAACCUAGCAGAACAAGGGGAAGCCAGAGUAAAGCCAAAAGGAGCCUUCCUGAUGUGCCUGCUCUGGGAAAGCCUCCCCAGAAGCCAAACAGGCCUCCAGGUGUUGACGUUGAUCAGUUCAGAAGGAAUAUAAAGUUUUUGAAUGAUGCACUAAGGGGGAUGACACCGCGUCCUGCUCAUCCACCCACCCCUCCAACUCCACGCCCGUGCCAAUCAUCCAACCAUGCAGCUGCUUCGCUUCAACAAAUGGAUGAAGAUGAGCCCUACGAUGAUGUCGGCAUCAUGAACCCACCACCACUCCCCAGUGAAGAACAUCCUUCAAAGAGGAGAGAGGCAGAUUUGACUAAAGACAUGUACCAGAACCUUGAUGAUAGAUGGGAGAAAUCUAAAGAAAAUCAAGAAAGUAAGAGCGGGAAAGGGGACACAAACCACAACAAACUCACAGAGGAGAAACAGGCAGAGCCAAAGGGAGCCAUCAACACGGAGGAGAUGAAAGGGAAAGAAAUGCUAUCUAAGAAAGAGAAGAAAGAAAUGAAAAAACAACUGAAAAUACAGAAAACCAAAGAGAAGACGAUCCAAGAAGCAAAGAAGUUGUUCAAGAUUAAAGGACAUGUUCACAUCAAGAAGGAGAAGACAGUUGUUGAAUUUAAAGGAGGAAAAUCAGAGUUGUCUCUGACUCAAGGAGAGAUGGUGGGGGUCAUCCACAGUACCAGUGACGCAGAGGGACAAUGGCCGACCAGGGAAACGAAGGAUUUCUAUGACUAUGUGAAGCCCGUCCAUGUAAGCAAUGAUGAUAUAAAAGAGGAGAAGGAGGAGGAGGAGGAGCCAGAGAGGCACCCGUCUGAUGCAGAGCCAGACAUUUAUGACAGCUUUGGGGCACCAGCUGAGGGUUUCAGCGGGCUCAUAGUGCAGAAUGCCGAGGAGGAGGAGAAUGUUUAUGAUGAUGUGGAUAAUCCGCACACAAGAGAUUCUCCAAACCCAGAUGAAGAUGAUGUUUAUGAUGAUGUCGAUUCCCACAUUCCUCAACUUCCUUUUGACGGGUGUGAUAUUUAUGACGACAUCAGAGAAGCCUGCAUCUAUGAAAUCGACUAAUCUACAACUGCGACAAUGUGAAGAGCACAGAUCAGCAUCAUUUUAAUGGCAUACAUCAGCAUGCAGUGUUUGAACUUUGUAGAUAAAUCUUCAGAGAGCAUGGUUAAUAAAGAUCCAUUAAUAGAUGCAUUGCAUGUUUUGGGAUUAAUACAUCAUAUUAAAUAUUAUAUCGCAACCUGUUGUAAUUACCACUGUGUGUUAUUAGAAUUAGCAGAGCUUUAUAACUGUGCAUUGGUGUCUUUUUUUAUGUAAUCAUUUGUAAUUUGUCCAUGGAGAAAUGCUGUUUAUUAUUAUUUGCUUGGGGGGGGGAAAUCGUCAGCGUUUGUUUGAACAGAUUGAUUUAGCAGCUUGCACAUGAUUUAUUCCUUGUUGAUGCAUACAUUUACUGUUAAACUUACUUACUUUUUUUUUUUUUAAAUCAACAAUAAAGAUCCAUAAAUUGAUGUUUGGGUGUGGUGAAGUUAAUUUACAACCUCACUUUGACCUCUA